Cryptotermes secundus is the source of this 6273-nucleotide messenger RNA. RefSeq names its product disintegrin and metalloproteinase domain-containing protein 22 (gene mmd). Lineage: Eukaryota; Metazoa; Arthropoda; Insecta; Blattodea; Kalotermitidae. Gene Ontology annotation, biological process: membrane protein ectodomain proteolysis. The record is from RefSeq and is a predicted model, not a curated record. Gene Ontology annotation, molecular function: metalloendopeptidase activity. The coding region runs from base 40 to 4101 and encodes 1353 amino acids. The transcript is spliced from 25 exons.
GUCGAGAGGCUUCUGCGCGAGUAUAAACAGAACCAGGACAUGGUACGGGGAAUCGGAACCCAUUUCUAUCAGAUCAUUUACCCCGUGCAACUGCGCCACCAUGAGAAGAUGGGCAUCUCCACGCGGGAGAUAGGGGCACCCAAGCGUGGGUAUGGCGAUGGAGGAAGUUACCAAGGCCCAGCCCGGAAUCGAUAUAGGACGGGGAAACACUUCCACCGGACCUCCCUGCUCAUUAAGGCCUUCAAUCAUAAGUUCCGUCUUGAUCUCGAACUCAAUACGCAGCUGUUGGCUCCGAACCUGGUGCAGAAACAUUUCCUUGCCAGCGGAGCGGAGCAAGUGUCUAAACAGGAGAUUGAGCACUGUUAUUACCACGGCACUGUGAAGGAUUACCCGGGAGCAACUGCCGCCUUCCACACGUGCAAUGGCGUCAGUGGAGUAAUUCACGUCGGUAACGAGACUUUUGUGAUACACCCGUUCUACGGAGGCGAUCUCUCGCAGAAACAUCCUCACGUGAUCUUCGAGGCUCGUCCCAAGACGAAUAAAGGCUGUGCCAAUUCUGGAAAUUUUGAAUGGAGAAUGCCCAACUACAGACGCCAGAAGCAUAUAUCUGGAAUAACAGAAGGAUCAGGGACGCCGUCAGGUGCCAGGUAUCGACGGAGUAUCGGCAUAGGGCCCAGAUUCCGGUGGACCCUUAGAAAAGGUGCUAGAAUCCGUAGGGACGUCAAAGAGGGAAGCAGAAACCUGCGGAACAGAGAAGAGUACGCUCGGUACCGGCGAGAUGUCAGGGAAGCGAUCAAGUAUAUUGAAACAGCAAUAGUCAUCGACAAGGCCAUGUUUGAGAAGAGAAAUGGUAGUUCAAGGUCGGAUGUUGUUCACGAUGCCAUCCAAGUUGCUAAUAUUGCAGAUUUGUACUUCCGAACGCUUAAUACACGAGUAUCAGUGGUGUACAUCGAAACAUGGCAAGGUACAAACCAGGCCCCCAUUGACAAAAGUGAGGACAUCAGUCGCGCUUUGCUCAACUUCAACGAUUACACCUCCAGAAAGCUAUUCAAGGUGGAUAAAGAUACAACACAACUGCUCACUGGUGAGACAUUAUUUCAGGGUGGGAAAUCAGGAAUGGCUGUCCCAGAGACUGUUUGCACUGCCAGAUCUGUUGGCAUCAGUGUCGAUGUAAACACGUAUGAACCUCAUCUCCUUGCUGGAACCAUGGCCCAUAUGAUUGGACACAACAUUGGUAUGGCACAUGAUGAUGGAAGAGAAGAGUGCUUCUGCAGAGACUGGCAUGGUUGCAUUAUGGCACAGUCCAUCGUUGGACUGGAGAAUGUUCAACCGUACAAAUUCUCAGAGUGCAGUCGCUCAGAUUACAUUGAUGCCUUGAGGAUAGGACAUGGAAUCUGCCUCCUGAAUAAACCCAAUGAGCUGGUAGUGCGACGGACGUGUGGAAACAGUAUUGUCGAGGAAGGCGAGGAUUGUGACUGUGGUACUAUCGAUGAGUGCCAUGACUUGGAUCCCUGCUGCGACCCUGUCACUUGCAAACUGACCACUGAAGCUGAGUGUGCUUCAGGACCAUGUUGCAGUAACUGCAGGUUGCGUCCUCGUGGAGUUAUAUGCCGAGAUGCAGUCAAUGAAUGUGAUUUACCAGAACACUGUUCAGGAGAGGAUGGAAAGUGUCCAAUGGAUGUUCAUAAAAAGAAUGGAAAUCCAUGUGGAGCAAACACAGGUUACUGUUUCAAUGGUAUCUGCCCUACAGUCAAUAUUCAGUGUGGACUAAUUUGGGGAUAUGGUGGAAUUGCUGGUGAUAAGCAAUGUUUCGACCAGUUCAAUUCUAAAGGUUCAAUAAAUGGACAUUGUGGUGUGGACGGUAAUGGACAAUAUAUCAAAUGUGAUCCAGAGAAUGUACACUGUGGAUCUCUCCAGUGCCAACUGGGAAACAGACACCCAGUAAAUGUUGGGAAGGAGCAGCUCUAUGCAACAACAAUAAUUUCAAUCAAAGGAGUAGAAUAUGAAUGCAAGGCGACAAGCGGAACAAUAGAUUCAUCCGGAAAUCCAGAUAUGGGCCUGGUUAGAGAUGGUACACCUUGUGGAGACAAUUUGAUAUGUGUUAAUCAGUCCUGCACCAGCAUCUUCCCACACAUUGACCAGGCAAAGUGUCCAAGCAAUCACAACAAUCUGGAGUGUUCUGGACAUGGGGUAUGCUCCAACAUAAACAAAUGCUAUUGUGAGGUUGGGUGGAGUGGUCCAGAUUGUUCCAUCCAAAUAGAAGUGACUUUACCCCCUCAGUAUACAACUGCCAGCUCAGCUAUUGCCACCAGCGAGGCAACGAAAGUGGUGAAGAAAGAAACCCCCUACGAUGUCAACAAUAACAACCUUGGCACAUUCACUAUGGUUGUUAUUCUGGUGGUUGUGGUGAAAUGCGUCUUCAUUUGCUUUACACUAAUGGCUGUUUGCUACAGGAAGAGCACAAUGCCGAAAUAUGACCCGCCAUAUGUGAAAAAGCCCACGAAGAAUUAUGCUGGCAAAGGGCCAAACCAUAACCCUGAGGAGGCUGCCAUGGAAAGUGUGAACAAGAUUCUAACAUUUGGCAGCAUGCCUUCAUAUAGUCGUGGAGAUUCGCAGCGGGUGCUGUUCUGCCCGGUGAAUGCUAUGACAGCUGGCAGCCUCAACACACGCUUCCACCAGGAGCACAAGAUUCAGCAAUUGAAGCGAAUGGGAGUUGGCUCUGGAAGCGAGGAGGAUGCCACUCAUUCAGGAGAGGAGGAAACAGUUUCAUUCAUCGACCUCCCACCUAAUAACUUAUCAAAGCUUCCUGAGAAGGGAAUUUUAAAGAAAUCAGGGCCAUAUGGAACUGUGAUGGGAGAUGUGUGCAAGGAGAAAUGGUCAGAAGACUCACAAUCAGAUAACCAGGAAAUCCUCUCCCAGUCUGACAACAAUAUGGGCCCAGACAUGAUGGGAGGUGGGGGAGGAGGAGCAAUUUCAGAGGUAGAACGAACGCUCAAGAGCCUCAAUGGCUACCAUGAAGAUAUUUUAGAAGCAUUGCGGAAUGCUGCAUCACAUAGAGGGGCUGCCACACCUUCUGGUAGCAGUAGUCUGCUCAGUGAAGAGAUCCUUCGUAAAUCUUUAGCUGAGUGCAGUAGUGGUGGUAGCUACAGUGAUUACAAACGCUCUGGAAGUCAAGAGAAAGUGUGUGACGGUCCACAGACACACACAGUUCUGGUAGAAGGGACAGGGUCAUUACUUCAUCAUCAUGGUGCUCAGCAAGAGGAAGAUGAAGAUGAUGAGGUACCUCCAUCGUGUGGCCCAAUUCGUAUCCGCAACUUGGAAGAUCUCAUCCGUCAACUGGAACACCACUCGGCCCGCCACAUGAGUCCAAGUGGCUCUGAAGACAUUCGUAUGUCUGAAACAGAAGCAGAUAGGCAUUAUCGUUUAGAAUCAGCAGCCUGCAGCGAACCGCAGAGUCGAUGCCGAGGUCGGGAGGAGGAACCCAGGUUCGUAUAUGGGAGAUAUCGCCAUCCCACAGGUCGGCAUCCACCUGGCUACCAUCAGCACCAUUUGCAGGAAGAAGAGGGGAUCUACGAGACUGCUGACCAUGACAGAGGGGGAGAUCAGCUGUGUGGUGACACACCAGAUAGUGAAAGUGAUGAAUUUAUUCAAGCUCAACAACAGUUAGUCCGGUCGGCGAGUGAGGAAGCUCUACCUGUGACUGCCAAGCCCAGCUCAUCUACAUAUGAGCGUAGUGGAGUGGGCCAUCACACACGUCACCAUUCACACCAUAGGGCCAGCCCGCGGCAGCAAGAUAAACCCUCCAUGGCAGCAACAUCAGGGGGAGGGGCAGUGAAGCGAGAGUACUACCCUUCCCCUCCACCCUCAGAGAGUGAAGAUGAAUCAUCACCAGAUUCUCCUGGUCCCUCAUCAUCACCAGCCCCUGCUAUGACUUCUGCUGCUGGCUCACAGUCUACUGAACCACUGCGUCAUUCUGCCAGUGAAGAUUCGGUUGAUGAAGACAACGAUUCGUCCAGGGAAACAGCUGCUUCAUCUUCUGUCUCAGGGACAGAGCAGACCGCCCUUUUACGCCCUAAACGUUAUCCAGAAUAUAAACACUGAUCACGGAGUGUUCAUAGGUAGACAAUUCUUUCACAAAACAAACAUCGCGCUAGUUAUUCACCGCUGUGCAAAUUACUAUGUUCUGAACACAAGUAUCAAAUUUGUUGGCGUCUUGAGUGCUGUUUGUUUGAGUGAUCAUAUAUAGGUGGUUUCUUAUGCCAUUUCAUAAAUUUCAGUGAAGUCCAAUGCAAUUUUAAUUAUCCCAUAUUCAAUCCAGGGUACAAAUGGCUCACAAGGAAUUACUUUCCAUGGUUUCAUAUUUCCCUGUACCAUUCUAGUUAGCUGUGUGACAGGAGGACUACAGGGUACAGUGGACAGUAUGUAGGUAAAGAACUCUGUGUUACAUGCCAGAAUGUUCCAUCUCACUAACUACAGUGAGCUCAUUAAAGACAAGAUUCCCUAAUGGUAUUUGUGUAUAUGUUCAUCUACAGGGCUCGAGAAAUGUAAGUUAGAAACAGGAUAUAUUUCAAGUACUGGUCUAAGAUGAAGUUGCAAGUAAUGGGCUGUGCAGACAGGGCUAAGGGAUGUUGCUAAGCGGAAUACAAACAGUGGAUAGCAAGGUGCUCACAGCACACAACAUACCAAAUGACCAUAAUAAUAAUAAUAAUAAUGAUAAUAUUAAUAAUAAUAAUAAUAAUAAUAAUAAUAAUAAGUAAUAACAGCUAUCAGGGAAUGAUCAUAUUGCCAAUCUACUCAAUCAUGUUUAAUUUUUGUAAUGAGAAAUUUAAGUUUGUUUACAAAAAUUAAAUGACCUAUAAGUUGUACCCUUAAUGAUAGCUAAACUUACAUCAUGCAAUAUUAAUUUUCUUCCCAGAUCUUUCUCAUUCAUCACAUAUAAUUGAAGUAUCUGAUUAUUAACGCAACUGCAAACCAUACAUAUUUUCUUAUGGGCGAGAAAAAUUAUAUAAUGGAAUUUCCAACUGGCCCCAAGAUUUAAAUACAUUGUCAGGUGUUCAUCAGUAGACACUGGGUUUGGACUGACAGUUGGAUUUAUUGAAUCCAUAUAGCUCAUAACUACAAUCAUUGUAACAGUCUCUUUAAUUAAAACACUCUAAAAAUCACUACAACACACACUAAUUAUUCUCAGUUUGCCUCCACCAGUCGUUGCUCAGCAAUGGAUCCCAUUAAUGCCCUCUUAUUUUCAAUUAGUUUGCCGCCUUCUACCAUUGCACAAGUAACUCACUGUCCCAACUGUCAACUCUCAACUAACAUCAAAGUCAGAGUCAGAGUUACUUUACAACUGAUGGUUUACCACCAAUCGGUUUGUCUUGGCCCCAAGCGCCUUGUGACUCACAACCACAGUCACCUUUAUGGUCACAGCCCUUAUGAAAUAGCCUCUCUGAUGAGAGGAUGGGUUUGUCUCUUAUUUAUAUGCUUGGCCUUUGUCAAAUGUACGUAUUGCACAUACAGCAUAUUAUUGAAAAUUCUGCUCUUACAAAAUAUACAAGUCUUCUGACAGUCCAAGCUUUACGAAGCAAAUGACGCCUAUCUUAUUUAUCUUGUGCUACAAUGCAAGCUUGGUCACUUCAAAGGUUGCAAGCUCGGCUGCCACCAAGUUUAAGCCUCAUAUAUUUUCUAUGUCUGGCGUCACCUUGGCCUAUGCUGAGAUCAUGUUCAUUCUCAUGAUUUUAUAUGACUGUGCUUCUUGCCUGCAUAAUUUUGUCAUAUAACCAUAUGCAUACAGAAGGUUGAAAGCCAUGUGAAAUCGCAGACCAGUGUGCACCUUGGAAAAUUUCCAAAGGUGUGGAGAAUCUUGCGUUUCAGGGACUGCAAUUUUAAGAUGUAGCUGUCUGCUGCAAAUUCCCAAGGGGUCAAGCAUAAGUCAUUAUUGACUUAAUCAGUGAUUUACAGAGGGUUAGUUUAAUGUUGGUGCUUAAAUGCUCACUUUUGAAUAGGGAGUAGUUUCUAAUAAACAUUCUGAAGGCCAUGACUUAAAUCAUUUCUGUGUGCAGUCUCCAUAGGACCCUCUUAUCAAAGAUUACACCAAGAUAUUUCACAUUAACUAACUGACUUCAAAAUCAAAGUUGUGUUAUGACCAACGAUGAGUUAGCCACUCUAUCUUGGUGUGAAGCCCCAUUAGGGGCCGAAGACCAGAUUUUUUACUGUCAGACAUUUGCAGGUUUUUAGAUGUGGGGCGCUCUCUCUGAUGAGAGAAAGGGUCUGUCAUUUACA